Patiria miniata (bat star) is the source of this 5528-nucleotide messenger RNA. Its product is annotated as casein kinase I-like. Gene Ontology annotation, biological process: signal transduction; positive regulation of canonical Wnt signaling pathway; peptidyl-serine phosphorylation. Gene Ontology annotation, cellular component: nucleus; plasma membrane; cytoplasm. The transcript has 12 exons. Bases 455 to 1783 code for a protein of 442 amino acids. Gene Ontology annotation, molecular function: ATP binding; protein serine/threonine kinase activity. Lineage: Eukaryota; Metazoa; Echinodermata; Asteroidea; Valvatida; Asterinidae. The record is from RefSeq and is a predicted model, not a curated record.
CGCCAUGUUUGAUCGGUGGUUGGCGCAUGCUCGAUGACCUUUGUUUGUGACCCGCGAUGGGACAUGACGUCAUCUCGCCCGAUUUGGGAGUGCAAUUUUUAACUAACGCAAGGAAACGGAAAAGGUCCCUCCGUCUGAUGUAGCUGCGUGUUUCUACCCAUGGAUAUAUUAUAGCGUUUCACCUCGGGAGUACAUAUGAGGUCUCUCAAACUCGGAUAUACCUUUUUACAGCUAUGUAGUGAACGAUAGGAUACUAUAAGUGAAGAUAAAUCAUCGCUUGGAUUAUUUUGACGAACACCCUGGAAAAUGGUCUGCAUUGGAACUCAUCAACACAGGACGGACGGUUGGACACGUUUCUGUUAAUCCUUUCCCAGUCCUCAAGCCAGCUGUAGCUGGAACGAUUUUGUUCUUGUGAUUUUCGAGUUAGACUGGAAGCGAACGGACCUACCCCAAUAUGCAGCCUAACAGGGGAGAUAAAAUGGACAAUGACCCCAAGCGCAAGUCCAAGACGAGUAGUCGGGGGUCCCACCAGACCCGGUCUGGUAACCCCGCCAACACUGGCGUGCUCAUGGUCGGGCCCAAUUUUAGAGUCGGAAAGAAGAUUGGGUGUGGCAACUUUGGUGAGCUGAGACUAGGUAAAAAUUUAUACAACAAUGAACAUGUGGCCAUCAAAUUGGAACCCAUGAAAUCCAGAGCACCCCAGCUUCAUCUAGAAUACAGAUUUUACAAGAUGCUGGGACAAGCAGAGGGCGUACCGCAGGUUUACUACUUUGGUCCCUGCGGUAAAUACAAUGCAAUGGUCAUGGAGUUGAUGGGGCCGAGUCUGGAGGACCUGUUUGAUAUCUGUGAUAGGCAAUUCUCAUUAAAGACAGUCCUUCUUAUAGCAAUCCAGUUGCUUCACAGAAUAGAAUAUGUACAUAGUAAGCACUUGAUCUACCGCGACAUCAAACCGGAGAACUUUCUGAUCGGCCGGCAGUCCAGCAAGAACCAGAACGUCAUCCACAUCAUCGAUUUCGGUCUGGCCAAGGAGUACAUCGACCCGGAGACCAACAAACACAUUCCCUACCGGGAGCACAAGAGCCUGACCGGCACGGCGCGCUACAUGAGCAUCAACACCCACCUGGGAAAAGAGCAAAGUCGGCGAGAUGAUCUGGAGGCCAUGGGUCACAUGUUCAUGUACUUCCUCAGAGGCAGUUUACCUUGGCAAGGCCUCAAGGCCGACACACUCAAGGAGAGAUACCAGAAGAUUGGGGACACAAAGCGGGCAACGCCCAUCGAAGUGCUAUGUGAAGACUAUGUCGACGAGAUGGCGACAUACUUACGCUAUGUCCGUCGACUGGACUUCUUCGAGACGCCCGACUACAACUACUUAAGGAAGCUCUUCCAGGACCUGUACGACAGGAAAGGCUUCGGCCAGGAGACCGAGUUUGACUGGACAGGCAAACAGCUGACAUCCCAUGUCACCACAACGUCAAGUGAAGUGUCACAGUCUAAAGAUGCCAAUCCUCAGGGGAGGGAUCGAGACAAAGCACGCUACGCUCAAAAGCAACCACCAACCGCACGUGCCUGGCCCGAAGCAACCGCCAAGCUAGCCCCGCCCAUGCUGGCUGACCAGCGGGGGUCUGUUCAGGUCAUGAGCUCCACCAAUGGGGAGCUGGGGCCCGAGGAUCGUCGGUCGGAGGUGCCCAUCGCACCGCAGCCUGAAAUCGACUCGCCAGACGACACAAAGUGUUGCUGUUUCUUCAGGAGGAAAAAGAAGAAGAGGCCAACGUGUCGCAAAUAGCGCCCCGCCCUGCUGCCACGCCCGUGACCCCACCCAGUUUCUCUAUCUACUUCGUAUCUUUAGCUUCACUGUCUCACGUGUGGUGUCAUCAAUGGUGCUCCUGGACCGCCCAGCAGAAGCCUGCAUACUUGUUCAUCGUCGGAUCUCUUUCUUCAAUAUCUACUAGAAACAUUUUCCCCUGGUUUUUUUUUUCUGUUCACUUCUCCAGUCGGCGUAUCCCUAGUUCUGUGUUCUGUUGAUGAUUUCUUUUUAUUGCUGCUUACUGUGUCCAGAAUGCACUGCUGCUUUGAGUUUCACAUUGCCCAGCUGCACUGGAUCGGGUACCAGCCAAAUGUUGUACUGGCACUGUGGGGUAAUUGUGACUGGUAACCGGUAGCUUGCACUAAGUGUGCAUGGACACUGAGCACGCCUGCUUUGAAGUUGGACAGUGAAAGUUUGACCAAAUUUUUUUUUGGGGGGGGGGGGAGGGGGGGGGGGGAGUCACAAAUUCACAGUGACUGUAUUGUUUUCCCAAAAAUGUCAAUUAAAGAUGUUGGCAUUCUCGAUUUAGGUUAGUUAGUUUCGUUCCCUGAAUAAAAACCUUUUAUUUUUCCACUUUCUUGUUGUUAAUUUUACAAUGUACUUACCCCUGUAAUAUAUGACAUCAUUGUUUUCCAUUUAUGUCAUAUGCACCUGGUUGGCAUUACAAAACAAACGCACAUAAUCGAUUUUUGUCCUCAACAAACCUGUACAUACUGCACUAUUUGCAAGAGUACAUGUAUAAUGGCAAUCUGUGUGUCAUCACUGCAAACAAAAUAACAUUACCACAAUGCACUUUAGGCACAGGUCAGACAUGUGUUUGUUUAUCAUUCUGUGCAGACACAUUGAUUAUUUCUUCUUUUUUUCUGGAUGGUUGCGCUGCUCGCAGCCCGUAUUAAAGUUAUUGCUAUUUUCUGUUUUGACAAAUCACUGUUAAUUUGACAUGAACUUGUUUGGAUGUAAUAGAAGAUAAGCAUUGCUCCAGAAAGAUUUUUGAUAGAUAUAAAUGAAUUGGGUCAAAGGUUCCCUUAAUAGACAUAUCACUUGUAACUCCCAGCAAUUUUUAAAAGUCACAUGCAUUGAUUCAAUAAGAUCACAGAAAGACUAGAAUUGGUGAUAGUGCUACUCCCUUGACACCCGUUACGCCCGCUCCUAACCCUUACAACCCAACCCCAAAAACCUGAAACCCCUACCCCAAAACCUAAAACCCAACACCUCUAAACCCCAACACCCAAACCUCUACCUCCAAAACCUAACACCCAACCCAAACAAACCUAAAGCCCAACCCCCAAAAAACCUAAAGCCCAACCCCAAAACACCUAAAGCCCAACCCCCAAAAAACCUAAAGCCCAACCCCAAAAAACCUAAAGCCCAACCCCAAAAAACCUAAAGCCCAACCCCCAAAAAACCUAAAGCCCAACCCCCAAAAAACCUAAAGCCCAACCCCUAAACCUAACCCCCCCCCAAAAAAAAAACCUAAUGCCCCAACCACCAAAAACCCAACCCCUAAACCUAAAACUCCAACCCUCAGACUCAAACACCUACCCCAUCCCCCACCCCCCCCCCCAAAAAAAAUCUAAAACCACAACCCCAACACAAUUACCUAAAUGCAAUUAAUAUUGGCCUGCCCCUUUAUAGCUUAUGUAAAUUGCAUUUGCACACGGCAAGUAUGGUUCAAUAUUAUUUUGUGUUAAAUUUUAUUAUUUAAGUGUUUAAUUUAUCAGAGGUCGCAUUCAGAAAUCAAAUGAAGUCUGAAUAAAUACAUGUAUGCAAAAUCUAAAUUGCAGCACACUCCUCCCCCUCCCCUAAAAUACUUGAAUAUGCAUCAGAUUCUAUUCAUUUGAAAAAAGCACAUUACAAUGAUCUACCUCACCUAAGCCCCACCCACCUGACCCUUGACCUUGUCUAAUUUGCAUGAAUUUUUCUACUGAAACUGGUGGAAUGGAAUGAAGAAUGUUUUUUAUACACUGUAGAAGAAAAGAAAGAAAAAGGAUGUUUUACAUGUAAUGUUGUACUUCAUAGUAGUAAAUAAGAUCAAAUCUGGACGUUGUUUUCUACUGUAUAUGGGAACCCACAAUAUUGCAGCAGUAGAAAGUGGUGUCAAUUUAUAAAGGGGCAAAGUAAGUGUAGGAACAUUUUAAUGGCUUUCAGUGAAACAUAACGAUGAAAAAGUAAUGAUAAAUGUGGGCAAACACUUUGUAAUAUAUUCUGGUCGGAUAUUCACAUGAUGUGCAUAUGUUUGGUUGAUUUUCUAUCCGGUGUGAAUAUCAUAUCAUGCAUAAAUGAAUAUACAUGAAAGUAAUAUACACAGGGCACACCACAGUCUUGAAAAUGUGGCAGCUUUGCUUAAAAAUGGUGGGGUGGUUUUUUUUGCAUUGUCCAUUGACCAAGAAUAUCCUCAUCUUUGUUUUACUUUUGUUUGUUGUAGCACAGUUUACUUGAACUUGAAGAAAUGUCCAGUAUGAAAUAGUUGAAAUGUUGACAGCAAUUACCCAUGUACAUUUUUUGUUGUUGAUGAAAAAAAACACAUUUCUGUAGUGCAUUCUAGGUUAUUGUUUUUUUAGUGUUAUACAUGUCAUGUGUUUUGCCGACUUGUUGCACCUAUUCAUCACUCACUUCUCCAUUUCACAUCGGCUUUAGAGAGUAUUUUUACUGAAAAAAAAAAUAUUCAUAAUUGCACCCUAUCUGUGCUUUACGAAAAAAUAAUUGUGUCCAUGAUGAUUAAUUUGGUAAGAAAAAAAAAUCUGUAAAGAAAAGCGAAUUUUUGUUUAAGAAAAAAGCAAGAGAUUAAGUCAUGAUUUUUUGGUUCGUUGUUGACUGUAUAAAUAGCUGUAAGUUAAAAACAUAGCGGGGGCAAAUUUCUCUGCAAAUUGCUCACUUUGUUGAUAAAUAAAUAAAAAAAAUCUUUCUACUUGUAAAUAUUACUUCCAAAGGUGUAAGAACCUGGUUACAAAAACAGAUUGUAAUAUGAUAACAUUGCCACAUUGGUACCUCUUAAAGGGAAAUAAGUUUUACUGAUAGAUUAAAAAUGACAACAGGUUUGAAGGUUUUUUUUGUAGUUUCUGGGCAUAAUAGUCGGCAAAAAUUGCUGUACACUGCUGUAAUUUAAUAGAUUUUUAUUUGUUCUCGCAAAUGGUCAAAACCCGAGGCAGAUCCAGGGAUAUCUAAAGGGGGGUGGGAAAUUGUGAAAAUGGGGCAUCGGCAUCGGAGUUUUCGAUAAAAAUAAGUCAUGUUUGAUAAUUUGUGGUAAAUUUUCAGGGUUCCUAAGAUAACAAGUUGCUUGGAUGUUCCUGUAUUACAGUUGAAUUUUUAAGCUUCCUGAGAAUUUCAAAUCUUUUUUUUUUUUAAGUUCGGCUGUAAUUAAAACACGUUAUUUUCCAAGUUCAUUUGCGGUAUUAAAAAUCUGUAAAUUUAAUGGGGGGGGGGUUGAUAUUUUGUACUUCUUGAGGUAAACAUGUGGCUCAGAGAACGUGUUGAUCCAAAUAAUGUUCUGGAUUACUUCGUAAUCCUGGCGCAUGAAAUGAUGACUACGAGUUGGUGCGGAGAUUCGUACUAUAGUGUGCAGUGACAGUGCCCUGAAGUUGAAAAUCAUCAAUAAAUACAUUUUUAAAAAUUGGACACAGAAAAUAACGUAAAGAUUCCAUCUUACAAAACGUAGAUUUUGCAGGUUAGUUGUCGAAUACAAGGUUAAAAAUAUAGCAUCUAAUACUCUUUUCCUGUCAGUUGA